Molecule: messenger RNA, 23951 nt
Organism: Schistocerca gregaria
Lineage: Eukaryota; Metazoa; Arthropoda; Insecta; Orthoptera; Acrididae
Product: rho GTPase-activating protein 100F-like
Exons: 18
Coding region: 893-4909 (1338 amino acids)
Biological process (GO): signal transduction
Molecular function (GO): protein binding
Source: RefSeq, a predicted model, not a curated record
GUCUUUCCUUCGGCCUAGGGACUUUAGCAUCGAGUUUACAGAAGCGUCCGAAAAUAAGCGAUCCUUAACACAAACACUUAGUUCGUUAGUGCAAGAACUGUCUUCUGCAAAAGCUGUGUUAUUAGCAGUACGUACCGAGAACCAGAUAUGUGACUGCAGGCGGACGGCGGCGCACAUUGCUAGGCGCAAAUAAUAAUGCGUGAGGUAACAGUAAAAUAAAAGUCCGUGAAACGUCAAACUUUGAUAGUUCCGUGGGGAUGCGAGUGUUCUCUUAAAUGGAUGGUGCUGAGUUCGAGGACGUUCAGAGUGUAGAAGGGCAGUUUCCUUCUAAAGUGAAACAUUUGUUUAGUUAUAUUGCAUGUGUGAUGAUUAUAUUUAGAUGACAAGUGAGUGGUGUACGCGAAACAUAGCAGAAUUGACCCUCAAAACAGCGAAAUUUAGCAAUUUUUAGCACGAAUGCAGUUUACAUACGGCGAAGUCCUACGAAGAUACCGCUGAGAGGAGAAGAAGUGCGUAUUUGAUCGAUCAGAGUGACAUUAGCCCGAAAAAGUGUACAAUGGACCUAAAUUUCGCGUAUCCUCGUUUGAUUGUAACACAGCUCUUCCGCGGACGGAAAAAUAGUUACAAUAGUACACGCAAAUACAAAUAUUAGAAAUAAGGUGGAGAGUAUUCCCGAAAACUUUAGGAAAGCGGCACGCGAGUUCAUGAUUGCGGCGUACACGACGCUCGAAGCAGCAGCGCGGGCGUAAAGUCAUUGACGUUUUUAGAAUGACGAACUUCGGCUGUCAGUGCGAUCGACGUAUGUCUGCGUAAGGCCGCACGCGUGUCGAUUGCUGAGAUGUUACUAAACAGGAGCGUGGUAUGAAGGCAGGUGGGCGCCGGACUGUGACUCAUGCUGUGGCGACGCCGCCUCACCGACAAGUGGACUCACGUCGUGCCAGCUGCCAUGCUGUGUUGCGGCCGGAGAAAGGAGGGUCGGGAGUCAACGGGCGAGAUGGCCACGAGCCCACGGCGCCAGGCAUCACAAGUGUCUGGGGCGGCCAUGGCAGCAGGAGUUCGACCUAAGGAGCCACCACCCAUGGUUGUGCAGGGAGAUUUUAGAAAGGUCAGUGGUAUAUCAACAGAGAUUUUUAGGCAAAUUGAAACAGUAGAAAAUGAUCAUGAUGCAACAACUGCAGCAGCCUUGGAAGCUGUGGAAAGAAGAGGAGAGAUGGUUGUACGUCUUCUCGACCCAAGGCAUUUGGGAAGAGCAGCUGCAGAGGCGGCAAAGAAGUUCUUAGCUUUACAGGAUGCCAAACACUUUGUCCACCUUGUGGAAAUUGUGAAGCGCCCUGGUCAAACUCUGGGUUUGUACAUCCGAGAGGGUAAUGGGCUUGAACGUUCUGAUGGAGUAUUCAUAUCUCGAAUUGCUCUUGAAUCAGCUGUAUACAACAGUGGAUGCCUCAAAGUUGGUGAUGAAAUUCUAGCUGUCAACAUGGUGGAUGUGACUCGGAUGAGUCUGGAUGAUGUAGUCAUAAUUAUGUCGAUACCUAGGCGGCUGGUGCUUGUGACAAGACAGAGAAAAGCAGGAAAAGGUGGUGUGGUCUCACCACAUCUGCAGCCCCGUUCAGAACAUAAACCACCUCCUGUUGUAGUCAUUAAGAAAGAGUUACGAGAAGAUGAUGAAAUGGAUGAUGCUGAUGAUUCAAGCUCAAGAAGGCAUGGUGGUGAUGGCAGGGAAAUGUUGCCAUCUUCUAGAUCUCGUUUGGGACUUGGCUUAACAGGGUUGGACACAGCUCAAGAUCUGGCACUCGAGAGCAAUGGUGACACAGCAAAUGGACUAGGGUUAGCAGAUCUGUAUUACAAUUCACGGCCUGAGCAUGCAACAGAUCAAACUUCAGCAACUGCCUCUUGGCCAUACCAGCCCCCACCACCACCUGUGAUAACUGAACAACCCAAACCCUCUUCUAUCCCUCAGCAUUUUCAGCCAUAUGACAGGGGUUACCCAAAAACUUUGGAAUCAUUAGCAGAAAAGGUGCAUGCAUUCUAUUCAGGACCCACACAGCCUGCAACUGGUACUUCACGUCGUUUAUCCCAGCCUUCCCGUUCAUAUUAUGGUGGCCGUAAGGUGAUGCCACGCUCAGGAAGUGAUCAACACUUGCCUCGAGUAGAGUAUGGACUAUCUAGCACACCACACACUCUCUUGCGGUCCAGUCUCAAGGCAGGCACUGCAGGUGCUGCCAGCUCAUACUCAGCCUCCCGUUAUCGCAGCGAACAGCCUUUUUCGGCUGGGACACUAACACGGAGACACCGCCCCUCUCUUGAUUAUGCAUCAGAUACAGAAGCUACUUGCACUUCUUCACCUCGCACUUCCUACUCUUAUUACAGGCAGGGAUUAAGCACUCCUACUACAUCAAGAACACCAACAUUAUCUCGAGCGCACACUGGAACAGCUGUAGUAGGAGGUGCAGUCUCAGCUGCUUUGCGAUCAAACUCACUGCCAAGAGACCAUAGAGGGAGAAGUCAUCACACUGCCCAGCAGGCAAGGCAUCAUGUGGUACACUUUGAAAGGGACUCCAGGGUGGCUCCUUCCAGCACAGGACUGAUUGACCAGGAAGACAGUGAUGGUGCAGUCUCUGCACCAGAACUACCGGUUACCAGGAAAGAGAGAGGGCGUAUUCCAUCCUCACCAAGUGUGUUCACAGCUGAUGAAUAUCGAGCUUGGUUGCAACGCACACCAUCUACAAGUGCAAUUUAUGAACGUCUCAGGGCAAGCAGAGAUGUUCUACAAGCACAGCGAGCACAAAGGUUCACAUAUAGUGCAGAAAAUUUGUUAGAUGGAACAAGACAGGAACAACCUUACUACUCAUAUCGACCUCAUGUGACAAGCACAUUGGAUAGACAUCAGUACUCAUCACGUUCAGGUAGUGGGACAGGUCUCAGUACGUCCACAGGCCGUGCCAGUUCCAUGCGACGCAUGCGUCAUUUGUUGGAUCUGGAAUCACGACAUAUCCCAAAUCCCUCUCCAACAAGAACUCAAGAUCCUCGCUCUCAUUUGCUGGAUAUAAAUCCUGCAGAAUUUCUUAAGUACAAAAUGGACAAACCAGUCACCGCUCUUGGCAGUGAACCAAAUGCCCCAGCAGAGCCUGGAAUCAGUGGACUGCUCUGGGUACAUCUUCUGGCUGGCAGAGGUCUCCGUGCCACUACCUCAACCUCAGCUGCUUCAACGCCAUCUGGGACCUCUGCUAUUGGAGGCAAUGCUACUUCAGGACUGAGAGAUUUAUAUUGUGUUCUGGAAUGUGAUCGGGUACACAAAGCAAGAACUGUUGUAAGGACAGGAGAUCUUGUGUUUGACUGGGAUGAAACAUUUGAGUUAGAUUUGGUUGACAACAGAGAACUAGAUUUCCUAAUAUAUUCAUGGGAUCCUCAGUAUAGGCACAAGCUGUGCUACAAGGGCUCUGUUCACUUGGCAACACUCCUACGAGAAUCUCCAAUCCACCAGCUUGCCUUAAAAAUAGAACCUCGUGGUACACUGUACUUACGCUUGAGGCAUACUGAUCCUCACCAGACUUUUAAACGGCGUGGCCCUGUUGGCCUGCACUUACUCGGCCGUCCUGGAGGCAAAGUUCUGUCUGGAGCAACUUCAGGAGCUCUGUUUGGAGCAGAUCUGGAGACAGUUGUUAAUCGAGAAAAUCUAACAGGUGGUGUGCCUGGCGGUGUAGCUACAAGCGUGACAAUUGCCACACAAGCAAGUUCAUCAGUUCCCAUAAUCAUCCGGCGAUGUGUGGAGGAAGUAGAGAGAAGAGGUCUAGAUAUCAUUGGCUUGUACAGAUUAUGUGGUUCAGCUAGUAAGAAGAGGAUACUCAGAGAAGCAUUUGAACGCAAUGCUAGAACAGUAGAUCUGUCACCUGACAAUGUUCCUGAUAUUAAUGUCAUUACAGGUGUUCUUAAAGACUAUCUACGUGAACUUCCUGAGCCACUUUUCACAAAAUGUUUAUAUCAAAUGAUGGUUGAUGCUUUAAGUGUGUGUCUACCUGAUGAUCCAGAGGGAAAUGCAAAGCUUAUGUUUUCAAUUUUGGAUUGCCUCCCAAAAGUGAAUAGGUGCACACUGAUUUUCUUGAUGGAUCACCUGGCAUUAGUGGUGUCACAGUCAGAGCGUAAUAAAAUGUCUCCUCAGAACUUAGCAAUUUGCUUUGGUCCUGUUUUGAUGCUACAGUCAGAAGAAGGACGAGAACUUGACUUCAAUCAACCAAUUAAUGUUCUACGAUAUCUGCUGGAGAUUUGGCCAAGCAAGUCAGUUCGGGAGGUCUUUGCGCCUUCACCUCAUCUGCUGGCAUCCUCCCAAGCAUCAUCUCUGCCUCCAUCACGUCUCCAGCCAGUGAUAAAAGCAGCCCCAGCAGUCACUUCUUCAGCAGGAGGGGGCCUGUGGUCCCUCGGUCGUGGAGUGCGAGCUACGACAGUCUCAAGAGGAAGGAAACCUCCAGAGACAUCUCAUCCACAACAGCAAGUAGUAAUCGUCUCAUCACCAGACUCUCCGACAAGUGAGGAAUCAUCACCUUCACCAUCACCUGAAUCAGAGGUGAAGAAGGCGGUGCCACCGUUAACACUUCAGCAACGCACGAGCACGUUGCGGAAAAGCUCCUCUGUGAAGAAGUCUGGAGGAUUCCCAGGAAGUCUGGUAGGUGCUGACAGCUUGCUCACUCCUGCAGGCAGGAGUGUGGAGGGAGAAGCUCUUGGAAAUUUAACAGAAGACCAACAGCAACAUCAAAUUCAGACACCUACAUCUUCCACAACAACCGAAGAUUCCAGAAAAGAAGGAGGAAGAGAGGCGGAUGAAGAAGGGAGUGAUGAAGUUAAAGAAGAAGAUGGCGAUGAUGAAGAUGGCACAUGUAUCGAAGAUAUUCAUGCCACACGAAUGGAAGAAGAAUAGCAGAGCAAGAAAUGAGAGAAAUUGAGUAUGCCUGAAAGAUAAAACUGUUCUUAUGUACACAUUUAUUCUAAUACACAAUGUACAUGUAAAGAGGACAGGGUGUACAAUUGAUUCACAAUGCUCAUUUAGUAAUUAAAGCUGUUUUCUAUGUAAUGUUUUUAUUUGUAUUAAAUCAAUUCAUUUGUACAUAUUUGCAUACUAGUGUAAUUCAUGUGAAACAUGGUUCAUUGCAUUACAGACAAUGCCAUAUUUUACUAAAAUGCAUCAAAAUGACUGACAAUGCCAUUUACAGCUAUCUGCAGAACGAACACUAUUUUUGUGUUACUAACUCAAAAUAUUUAUUUCAUAAAUGACAUUUUAUGUAUAAAAUUAUUGAGUUACUGGAACAUUUGUUAAACAUGUUAGUUCAACUGGUUCCAUAUAGCAGAUUUAAUGGUUCAUAUGUUGUACAGUCUGCAGUGAAGGGGCAAUUACUGUUUACUGUUCAGCUCAUUAUCAAUCCUAUAAUCAACUUAGUUGGAAUAUACUUUUGUACAUAACUAAUUUAAUGAAGCUGACAGGCAUAUGUUAUCACAAAAUAAAUAAUGCCUGUCAGUUUUAAGUGUUUAAAAGACCAAAUGAAAACUGCCAUAACGUAUUAUUAAAUAAGGAAAUAUAAAUACUGAGGAGAUGGACAAUUUUAUUGGUAUAUAAUUGAAUGUUUAAUGUGUGUAUGUGUUAUGUAGGACUGUGGUAAGAUUAAAAGCAAUUCUAGUUCAAAAACAAGUAUUUAUCACACCAUAAAUUAUAAUAUAUGAAUAUCUGCUUGCCAGCUAGAAUGUGGCUUGAAUGCAACACACUGACAUUUAUUAGCUGUACAAAAUUUGAAUGUUGUAUAAUUAGUUGAAAAUUUGUGGCAUUAAAUGGUUUCAGUGUUUUUUGCAUCCAAUCAAUUACUACUGUUUUCAAUGAGUUGACUUAUGUAAAUAAUAUUAUGUGUAUGUAUAAUUUACAUUCUGCAGUAGAAUGAGAAAACAUCUUACAAAUUUAUUUCCAUUAACAUUUAUGUACAUCGAAUUAAAUGCACAUGGAAGUAAAUUUUUGGAUAACUCCUUUAUGUACUACGUUAAACUUCUGGAAAAAUUUAUGUUAUCUGGAAAAGUUUAAUUUAAUUAUUUGUUUAAGUAAAUAUUUUCAUAAAAAAUAUUGUUUAAACUGGAUAAUUAUGGUAUGAGUGCUCUCUGUCUUGUUCUGAUUGAAAAUUAUUUCAGUUACUUGUCUACUUCUAUGAGCACCAACUUCUUGACAUUAUUGGGUGGUGUAUAAUGCAGUUAAGCUGCUGGACUUAUUGUUAUGCACAUAUUUGUUACUUGGCACUCAUUGGUAAGAGUGAUUUAUUUUGUAACCAGUCACUUACUUUGAAUAAUACUUUGAGCAUGGAAAAAAUGAGUAAGUCACACACAAAGUAACAUUUCACUCAAUUUCAGAUUUCACAUGUGAUAUAUAAUUUGUUUAUAAUCCCAUUCACCAUUCACAAUGAUUGUUACCUGUGUUAUUAUCUGCUUGUCAGCUUUUUACGACUUUUACGUCAUUCCAGAGACUAAAAAGCCAAGCACUUCUCUAUAUUUUCAGUUUUCUCAUCUUUUCUCUUUGGCUUAUAUUCUACAUAGUUUAAAUUAAAGAAUUUGACCUUGGCUGUUAUUACUGACUACAGGGUAAUGCUGAAAGGAUUAUAGACAUUGCCCAGUAGAUAUUCUCCUACUCAUAAAUUAUGCUGUCCAAAAUGUGCAAUCUUUUACUCCUAAAAGUCAUAUUUUUAUUAAUCAAUGCUACAAUACAGGCAUGUGUGUGAGCUAAUCAUCUUACAUAUUUAGCAACAUACUCUCCCCACAACCUCACCAAGUGUUGAUAGUAUUCCUAAUUUAUUCUAUUAAAAUCAGAGGUGGCUCUUGGUAUCUAUAUUAACAAAGGCUGCGAAUCUGCUAAUAAUAAACUCAGCUUCAUUGUAUCAGACAGUCCCAUAUGUAUAUAUAUCCUGCAAUUAUGUCCCAGAAUGAAAACUGUCAAAAAGAAAAAGAAAGAAACAUGCAGGUAAAGCACACUUUAUCAAACAAAUGCUGUUAGCAAGCAAGGACCUUCUUAGUAACUGAAAGUAAUAACACAUACUUUACAUCCUGAUUUCAUCUAAUUAUUUAUGAAACACUUGUUCAGUAAUGAACAUUUAUAAACCUUACAUCCCUUUAAUAAAGGGGAUAGAGUCACCAGUACAAGAAAUAAAGAAGCAUCCCAAACACUAUCAAAACUAUGAUAUUAAACAUCUCUUAGAAAUGCAUCAAAGCAUGACAGAAAGUUACAUAUAUAGAGUUCAAGAGUGAAGUUUUAGUCACUCUGUUGAUUUGCCUUCAUUGCAGGCAGUGGAAUAUGAAAAUCAUGUGGAGAUUGUGAUAAGAGUCCUUUAGUCUCCUCUAGUUGUGCCUUCUAGAAUCCCAUAAGAGAUGUACUCCAUAAAAGCCACACUUCCAAACUUCUGCUAGAUUGAGCUACCCAGCAUUUCAUGGUACAGCUUUAAGACUAAUUUUAAAAACUAUUUCCUGAACAUCACUCAGUAUCAACCAGCUCUAAAAUUUUGACUGUGAUUAAUUAAACCCAUAAGGAUAAUAUUCAAAAUGCUUCUUCUUAAUCUGAGUUCAAUAAUGCAUCAAUAAUAAAAUAUAUUGUAAAAUAUUUUUUGGAGCGAUUCCAUGUCACAGCCUUUAAACUAUGAGCCAUGCCUGAUUAAAAGUUACACCACAUAAAUGCUUGGUUACCGAGUGGUCUCUUAUGAAUGACAAUGAGCCUUUCUUUCAUAUUCUAGAGAGUUAACAAAUAGUAUAUCACAUAUGACAUCAGAGGCAUACCACUAACAGACAUUAAUAUUGUUUUGAAAAAUAAAGUACUGGCAAGUUAACUGGCUGGUUGCACAAUAAAUAUGAUUUUUAUUACUGUUUGUACAUUUUUUAUCUGUGUAUGUUUUAUAUUUACAUUGAUAAAAUUAGAAAAAAUUAUGAAACUGAAUAUUUAAAAUAACAGUUGUUUUUUCAUAAAACUGAGAACAGUUUUUCAGAAAGCAAUAAUUAUGGACAAAAAGCAUGCUUUGGUCGUUUAUAACUUUCAAAAUAUUUACUCUCUUGGUUGUGGCACAGAGCCAUAGUAAUUAGUAACUGUAACUUCAGUCAGGAUAAAGGUCAUAUUUGUGAUACACGUCCAACUGUGUUUCACUAAACUAAUGUUCAAUUAAGACACUGCUUGAUAUUCAUUCACACACACUAUUUGAGCUGCUUACUCACCAAACUGAAUGUUUAGAGAAGUGAACCCAAAUCUUCCCCAUUGCCCUAAAAGUUUUACUUUUUUUGCAAUGCUUUAAAAGGUGUUGCUAAGUUUUGUGAAGUAUAAUAAUGAUUUCCAGAUUAUCACCCGCUUAGAACUAUCUUCCAUUAAUUCUUCCAUUAGGUUAAAAAAGUUUUUGUCAGAUUUUAUUUUCAGUAUUACUAUUUCUGUCUGUGAAAUACUGAUAUUUUUACUUCUUUCGCAGUUCACUGUUGUGGUGUUAUACUCACAUGUCAUCUGAAAUUAUAUUUAGAUGUAAAAUUGCAGCUUUUAUCUGAUUUUGAUAUGAAUAAAUAUUAAGUAGUAAGCUAGAUUGAAAAGAACUGUAUUUUUUGUGUCUGGCUGUUUCCAGUCCUGUAAUGGAGUAACACAAUAACAAAACUAGAGCACUUACAGCCAGACAAAGUUAUUGAGUACAUGUGGUAUUUUAAAGUAGGCAAACCUUCAUCACUAACUGCACUGAUAAAAGUUAUAUGUGCUGCAAAGUACAUGACUCCUCUUCACUGGCUUUGGAGGGGUUAAGAAGGGCAGGGAUGUAUGGGAGCAUAAAUAGUAAUCACAAGCUUCUGUAUAAUAUUAGUAACAUUUCCUGAGUUUGCAUUUGUGGAAUUGAUUGCUUAUUUUAGUAAGCCAAAAAAUUUUAGUAAUGAGAAAGAGUUCAUGUCAAGAAAAUACACCAAUAAACCAGUAUGAUAUUUGUGUGCUAGAUUCUUGUGAAAAACACAGCUUCUUUGAGACUGAAACAUUUGGUAUUCUACCAAAAUCAGCACUAUUAAUAGUUAUUACCUGUGAAUUUAAAUAGAUAAUGUGUAGGCAUUUACAGAAUAGAAUUCAUAAUGUUUAUACAAAACACACAUACAGUCUGUGCAUAGGUAAGGACCUAUACGAGGAAAAAAAUUGGUAACUCUAAAGAAGAGUGUCAGCAAGGAAGUUUAUAACAUAUAUAUGUACAAAAUGCAGAUAGUGGUACUGGAAAUAUGAAAUGAGUUCUUGCAGUUAUGACUCAGUGUCUGCUAGAACUCAAUUUAUAAAUUUUUCAUAAAUGAUCUAUUUUUAUUUCUGAUUUCUUGUUAUUGGCAAAGAUCAGUAAAUACAUAUAAAGUAUAUAUGAAUCAUACAUCAUGUUUUCAAUGAAACAGAUACACUGUUUUCCACUCAAUUCCUGUAAUUUAGUUUUCUACUUAAAUGUAACUGCACAAAAUGAAACUGUGUGCACAGAGUUGAUUUAAUUCUUGCAUGGUGAGAAAUUGCAGUUGAUGACAGUUGUGGUUUUAUUAUUAGUUAUCUCUUUUUUAGAUGAUGCUGAUUCCAAAACUGUUGUUGAAUUAAUGAAAAAUCACUCCAGUUGCUUAAUUAGAAUUUUAUUGAGUCCACAUGACUGGUUUUGGCCUUUUUAUUUGGCCAUUAUCAGGUGUAUCUUUAAGUAACACUGUAGAGAAGCUAUGUCAACAUUCAUUUCACAUUGCUUCUCUACAGUAUAACUUUCAGAGACACUUAAUAAUGGCCUAAUAUAAAGGCCAAACAAUUUUUUAGAUUUAAUGGAAGUUCUAAUUAAGCAACUGGAGCAGUUUUUCAUUAAUUGGCUGUAUUCAAGUUGUAUUUUCUUACCAUAAACACAGAAUGAUAACUACAAAGUAUACUUAAGAUAGGUAAAAGUAUUGUUAUUUUAAUUGGGGAACUGGGAAAGUGUCACAACAAUGCAGAUCAGUAUUUUAAGUGUCACAGUGGUUGGGAAGGGUUACUUACUUUAUCAUCAGCUAAGCCCAUUUUAUUACUUCCUGUAGUGUCUAUCUUUUAUGUACAUACAUUCUAUCAAAUCAGUACAUACCAUCCUUCUCACUUUUGUCUGUUGCUGUCUCAGUCACCUUUACAGACAAUUCAGCUUUAUGAGGGAAAACAGUAGUCAAUUGAAAUCAGACCAAUGAAAGGUAAAUUAUGUUUGUGACAUUUAUUGAGAUAUAAUAAACAUUUUGCAUCUUGUGAUAUCAGAUGGAAGGUGGGGGUGGAGACAGAAUGAUGGCUGGUGGGAGAUGCUUGGCUAAGCCGCUAUCAUAUAAUCAAGAAAAGUACAUACAAAUCCAUUUCAAAUCACACUUAUUAUUUCUUUUUAUCUGCAGUUUUAAACAAAAAGAACCUGAUACCUGAAGUUUUCUAUUUGGUUUUCUCCUAUUUGCUUAGUGUCUUCAGUGGAAUGUCUAUAUUUGUUGCUGUGAAAAGAUGCUGAUUUCAUUCUGCCUACUAAAUUUUGCAAAAAGCAGCUAAGAAAUCUGAGUAGUGACACAGCAGAGUAUAACAGUUUUCAUUGUUCAUUAAGUGUGUACGUGAAUAUUUCAAGCAGAAAGAUAGCAUUUCAACUAAUCUACUAAAAUGAACCUCAAGUUAUAUGAUCUGUCCAUCACCUGCUGCUGAACAUUGUUGUCAUACUUUUUGAUAAACAUUCUGUGCCAUGUGUUUAUGAUUAUUGUAUUCAUUUUCUAGUGAACAGUUGAUGGAAAUUAUGCAUCCCUUUUAUUCACAUUAGAAUCACAACUUCAAAUUCACAUCUGUGUGUUCAAAUUCCAUCUAAUUUGAAACUGUAAGCAGCAUAAAAUUUUAACUAUAGUCUGUUUAACUGUUUAUAAAUGUACAUUUGUUGCAUUUGUUUCUAAAUUAUGAAAUGAAAUGUUAACAUAAAGUCAUAUUUGACAAAAUGAGAGUUUUACUGCACACUUAACCAGAGGUUAUUUGUUUAUUUUACUUUUACUUAUUGUGAUGUCUAAUAGCACCAAGGUCGUUACAGAAAAAUAACAACACAUAAUAAUGACAUGAUUACUAAUCAUUUCAAUACUGAAACUAUAUUACUUUUUAAAUAGUGAUAUGUAAGAUACAGGCCAGUGUGAAACAUCUUUCCAGUGCAUACUGAUUACCUCAUGUGAUAUACAUUAGGUUCCUUCAUAAUAAGGGCAUAAGAAUCAUACAUAAACUCUCUAUCAUAUCCCACAAUUAAUGGAUCACACACUUCACCUGAACUGAAUUUGCGAUACUGUUCAAAUUUGAAAACACAGAAUAAUCCUAUAUGACUGUAGAAACAUGGUUCAAAAAUAUUCAUUUUGGGACAGUAUUAAAAGUCUGUAUGUCCCCAGACCCACACUUCUUUUUCUGCAGUGCUUCAUUCCAGAAUGCUAAAGCAUUAACUCAAUGUGAAUUCCUCAGAAAAUGCAAGUCCAUCAAAAGUUUGAGUGUUUGUUACUGAAGCCCAUAGUUCAUUAUAUCAGUGGAACAGAAAACUAAUUAUGUAAACUGUAAAAAAACUGUCACAGAUAUGUAGCCCUCAACUAAAAUUUUAUUACAUCUGGAGUGCUUACAUUUUUUUUUUAGCAAUAACUGAGAAUAUUUUGGUCAUGUAACACUUUUCUUUUUCAAAAAUUUUGAGAAUAAGUGUAGUAGAGAUGAUAAACAAGAGAGACAAUGGUCAGAUUGUGAAGAUUCAAAUCGUAUUUAACACAACACAAUCAUAAAUUUUAAAAGUGAUCGUUAUUAAAAAUAACAAAGAGUUGCUUUCCUUUGCCUCCCAUAGGAACAACCUCGUAAAAAAAGAAAAAAAAAAAAGAAAAAAAAGCACAAAGAUUUCUGUUAUUAAAAGAAAUGAGGAAAACUUAAAGAUACAUGUAUCAACCUAAUAAUCACCAGGAAAAGGAGUUUGUUAUAUAUUAAACAACAAUUUUAAUUACUAUAUAAGAAAUUAAAAGCAGUUUUCUAUUAGUACUGAUCCACACUGUGGAUAUGUAACUAUAAUAUAUAUUAAUCAAGUAUUGUUUGACUGUUCAUCACCUUUGACCUCACCAGGCAGCAUCAAAUGUAACACAGUGCCUGAAUUAUAACAUUUUAUCAUUUACUGAUGAGCAUUUACGGUUGGAGUGAAGAGCACUGUUGCCUUCCUGCAGUCACUGACAUGCAGUUUCCUAUGGUUUUCUUGCUGGUUGCUGUUUUGUUCCCAGUGUUUUCUUUCGUGCGAAAGCUAUAAAGUCCAAUUCAUUGCCUUUAUCCUCCAAUAAAAGUUCAUUUAAAAUUGUUUUACCUUUCUUAACAGCAUGUUUUAAAUUUGCUGACCCCUUCUGGAUCUACGAGUGCAAUUCAUCAGUUUCAGAGGAUGUUCCCCAGUCGCUUUUGUGAAAAAGUUCACAGUCUUUAUUCUUUGAUUUUGUGUAGACUUAAGAACUUAUCACUGAUUACAGUGUUCAAUAUUCUUUCAAAUUUAUAUGUAACUCAUUGGCAGUCAUCUCAUUUCUGGUAUUUCUGUUUCUAUCUGAUCUGUCUACACUCGAGAUCUCCCAAUGUUUAGCAAAUAAAUUAGUGGAAACUGAGAUCUUGUUCAUUUAUAUCAUAUGAACUUUGUUAAAAUCGGAGUCAUAGAUGAAAUUUAAGGUUAAUUUUUCCUACUAUUUAUUCAAUACUUCAAAACACAAAAUUCAUUUUAAUAAAAAAACUUGUUGCUUUCAUCAGAAUAUGAAGUAGAUAUGGGCAUUAUAAUUGCAUUCUGUUGCAUCUUUUGUCUACUUGUUGAAAAAUCCGACUAUAACUUUUGGAGACUCUUACUCAUCUUUUAACAUUGUGUUCUGAAUCAGCUUUAAGUAAUAAAUUGGUUGCUUUGGUUAUUUAAGGGAGAAAGACCAAAUCAAGAGUCCAUCAGUAACAGGGAACUAGUAUUACAUUUAUCAUUAACAGCAUUUAGUUUCAGAAUGAAAGAAUGAAUAGCAUUAGUUUUUCCUUAAAAUUACAUUACAGAAUCAGAAUUCAAAUUUCACAAUUAAUAUUUAUAAUUAGGGCCACUUAACUUCAAAUAAGUGAACUCUAAGCAGAAGUAUAAAAAGAAAAUGACAUUUUAUUAAAACUGUGUUCAGGACAUGGCGAUAUCAUCACAUACAGAAGUGAGAUACAUGAAGAGAGAGAGAUUUAUGGGUUUGCAAGCGAUAUGUAUGCCAACAGUGUCAUUGCCAAGAAAUUAUGCAAUACCAAUUUUCUGUAUAUCGUUUAACUUCACUAUAUCAUUCACUUUAUCACUGAAUUUAGUUAUACUCCAUAAUGUUAAAUAAUACUUGUAAAACUUCAAAUUUUCUUACAGUGUAGGCUUUGAGAUACUUUAACCUCAUUAUCAUUAGAAUCACUGACAUCUUUUUUUCUCAUUUGAAAUAUUCUUACUACAUCUAGUGUUUAACACUUAAUUUUCUCUUCCUGCUAUUAUUAAUGUGUUAUACUGGAAUUGUUGAUUCCUAUAAUUUAUUUUGUGCACCCUCACACUAUUCUCCACCACCAAUUGUUUUGUUCUCUAUGUUUGCAUAAAACAAAAAGGGAAAUUUCACAGAACCUCCCUUGAUUUGCUGAAAUUUACUUUUAUGGCUGUCAUCUCGUAGACCCCCCUGACUUUGCAGUAUACUGUUCUGUGAAUUUUUUUAAACUUCUAAGGAAAGUCAGCACUUUCUCAGCAACUGCAUCAAAUAGCAAACAACUGACAACAGUCUUCUUUAAUCUUCAUUUUGUUGUACAUACUUCUGAAUUUCUCUGCAUAUUUUAUUAAGCUUUUUGUCAGUUACCUAUUCAUGUUCAUGAUAUUCCAGUCUUUCUGGAUCCACAUCUAUACUCACCGACGUAUUAGAAAUGCAAUUACAUGGAAGCAAUUGGUGCAUUAACAGUGUAAGUAAUAAUGUUCUGCAUAAAACUUCAGUUUUUCGACAUUAACAUUCUAUCAAUAACAUUUAGAAAAUAUGUUUUCAACUCACAAGACAUGUCCCUGUUACAGUCACGUAUUGCACCACUUCCAAUACCUACCGUGUAAAUAUGUAUUUUUUCAGUAUAGUAUUUCACUUCUAGAAGAAGUGGCCUUUACAUGACCUUAUAAUAUGGUCUUCGUUUGUUUCCCAGUUCUGUUAAUUUUUUGCAUCAUACGCAAAUUCUUUCAGUUACAGACAAUUUCCAGGUGACCCUCCAUAGUUAUCUGUUGAGCUGUUGAGUCCUUCCCACAUUCCCCAAAGAAAUCAUUUUCGCAAUGUAUCAUUCUUUUAUUUUUGUCUCUGAUUUCCCUACGUCCUUUCAGGUCGCGUAGUAAUGUUCUGUACAGCUAUUAAUUUCCACUACCUAUGAAGUAUUAGGGAUUCUUUAUAUGCAGAUUUCAUUAUUUAUAAUUACAAUUGCAAAACCCUUGAUUGCCAUUGAAAAAUAUGAGGGCUAACUUUGCAGCACAGUAAAAUAAUUUUGAAAUUAAUGCCCAGGUAUGAAAUGAUUAUCUUAGAUACAGCAAAUUCUAGUGACAGUGAAUUAUGUAGCUCUGUACUGAUCUGUUUUCAUUAUGUUUAACCAUGUCUGUACAAUUACAUAAGUAGGUAAACAAUGUAUGUGAUACUAGUACAAGAAAGUUAGACAAUGUGUUAUCAUCUCCAUUUGAAAUUAAUCACCUGUGGCAAAAGUGGAACCUGCCAUCAUUCAUAACUUUCAUUUUACCUUCUAAAAUUCACAAUUUAUCCUCAUUUGUGAAAUAGGUAACAGCUUAUUAGCAGACUUUAAGCAGGUUGUUUAAAAGUAUGCACUUUGUCUUUACUGCUUAUCACCUAGAUUUCUAAUUUCAUUUGCUUUCAUGUGUAUUUUGUGUGCAAGCAUUCUGUCAUUUUGCUAAUGUGCAUAAUAUUAGUUGUUGCAUUCGUUCAUCCACUUAAGCCCCAACCUCUCACACAGUUGUUGUCACAUAGUUGUUAGAAACCAAAGCAAAUCAUUAGAAGAAGGAAAAAUGCAGUCAUCAGUUACAGAAAUGUGUUAAACUUAACGUUUUGCAUGUAUAAUAUGUUACAAUUUGAUCAGCAGUAUACUUGGAUUUUAAUAUGGGAGCUGAAAAUAAAUCCAUUCUUUAUAGAAACUGUAUAUAGUGCGUUCUAUUGGCAUGUGGAAAGUUUAUCACAAACAACAAAUAAACUUGUCCAUAUUAUUAUGAUUAUUAUAAUUACUAAUAUUAUCUCAGUUACUAAUUAGACACAAAAAACAAAAUGGUUUACUUACUCAAGUACAUAUGAGUAAACAAAAUUAUUUUUCUGUCUUCUGGAGCUGAGAGACAGAUUUUUUUUAUUUCAAAAAAGAAAGUAGUGACUUUGUUUUGCAUAUUAAAGGCACAUAAUAGAGGAUAUUUUGAUACAAAGAAAAGAAUGCCACUAAAAAUUCGAUGCUCAAAUGACAAGGAGAAACCCCUUGCCCCCUUCCUCUUCUUUAUAUAUAUCAGCUUUCCAUUAUUUCUGUUUCGUUACAUACUGAGUAAAAUAAAGUGAUUUCCUCUGGCUAUUUAUACUUCUUUCAGAGUGAUUAUGGUCUGAAGCUUUUGUGGUUAUAAUGUAAUACCCCAAUUCAAAUUAUUCUCAAUAUUUUAAUUUUCAUUUUGCUUCCUCUAAUUAGUAUAUAUGGAGUGAGUCAAAAGAAUUAGUGCCAGUGAACAAACCAAUUGUCAAUGCAAAAAAUAAUUUAAUUUAUGAAAAAUAAGGAAAAAAGUUAAGAGACUUAAGUUUCUUCUUAUUUCAAAUUCUAUAAUUUUGUACUCUAUUGCCAGAUUUGGUAAUAUGUUGACAGAUUUUAUAUCAGUACACAAAAAUACUCAGAAAAAUUAUGUAUUAUGUAUUCUGUUACAAAUUAUUUACAUAAAUGACAAAAUAAGAAAAUAAGGAAGUUUCUCAGAUAGUCUGUUAUGUACAUCAAAGUGUUACAUUUGUCAGCUAAAAAUUUCUGUAGCAUUUUCCACUAAUCAAUUAAGACACUUGAUGGGUUGGGAAGGGAUGCAGUUAUGAUUCUGCACACCUCCAUAGUAAUUUCAAUGACUUUAUUGGGCCAAGAGUAUAGCAGAGCACCUGGAAGUAUGAUUGUAGAAAUAAGACAGAAUUAAUCAUGGAGGAAAUCAUUCAGUUAGGAGAAUGCAUAACCUGCCUGUGUAACAUGAGAACAGAAAAGAGAAAGAAAGGAAUCAGCUGAAGACUAAGUAUUUGAAGUGUAAGGGUGCAAAGGAAAAUUAGAUAUAAGGUACUGAGGAGUUAAAAGACAAAAUGAGAAGUCAGAGGGUGAAAAAUUUAAGAGAUAUUUCAAGAAAUGGCUUAUCAUCAAGUGUACAUAUGGCCCAGAAAUGAAUCUUGGAUUCAAGUAAAAAUAAAAUCUAAAAGUGCUGUACUACUAGUUUUUUUAUUGAUAUUAAAUGUACCUGUGGAACUGAAGACUAUGUGCUACUAACUAAGAAUUUGUGAUAUUAAUUCACAUGUGAAAGAAUUAUAUGUAUAAUGUUAUAAGGUAAGCUUAUGCAUGUUUUGUCACAUGCUGGAAGUAAAUAAAUAAGGAUUGGGUUUAUGGCAGCAGCAGUCAGGUUUCUUAAACUGACAGUCAAUGAUUGAAACCAUGGGUUUUACAUUAUAUAGUUUUUUCCACAAAAACAAACACAGCCUAUCCAUUCCAACAUGAAAUAGGACACCACUGGAAUUUAGUUAUUAGUCUUUGUUUAUCCAAUUCUUAUGGAAAAAUAAUUACAACAAAUUCUAUUGAAUAGUUUUAGUAUGGUCAAUUUGUUGUAAUUUAUUUAUCAAAUAUUCUGCCCUGUUCAUUUCUUGUGACUUUGCCAAAUAGUUAAUGUGAUGCGACAGUAUUCUCAUGAAUUUCUGUCCCUUCAAAAACUGUACAGUGUGCAUGUAGCAGCAGUCAGUUUUAUUAACAUGACUAACUUUAUAGUUAAGAAUUCUAGGCUUCUCAAGUCUGUGCCUGUAGUUAGUAGCAAAACAAAUUAACUGCCUACAGCUUUCACUUUAUUUGGGUUAGAAAGAAGAUAAUUCAAGGCAAUACAUAAUUAAAGUAGGCAGUAACACAUUUGCCAAAAUCAUAAUAUCAGUACUAUAUACUUCCUUCACUUGAGUUCUGAACUUUUCUUCUUCACAUGUAUAUUGCAAUGAAUGCAUUCAGAAGCUGUUCUGUAUUUGAGAGUAGUACAUUGAAAAGCUGUAGUUCACUUUAAUCACUAUACUUCAUUCAUACAGCACAAAAUAUUUACACACUUUCUCAUGGUAGGAACAUAAAAGUAUCAGUGUAAGUAGGGGCAAGUGAGGCUGUGAAAGCAUUACUAUAUCCCAUUUGGUCAAAUAUGGCUUUUCUAUGUUACUGAAUAUUUGAAUUUUUAAGAAAAAUCAAAAUAUUAGAAAACAUUUCGCUUAUGGUGCUAUAUGAUCAGUGGUUUCCGAAGUUCCUAAUUUUCUAAAUCUGUUGCUGUUAUGAAAUGCACAAAUGUCUAGCAACAAAAACUGGGAAUAUGAAUAUUAUAUUCAUAUUUUUUAGAGAAAAUUUCAGCAACAAUGAUAUUAUUUUGUUGAAUGUUAUGAGUUCAGUUUACUAAUGGUACAGAUAUUACAAAGAUGUCAUCCUCUUUUCAUCAGAAUUGUCAAUUAUUUAUUGUAGAUUAAAAGGGAAUAUAUCCCAGAAUAAGAGUUUAUACUGAGAGCAUUCAGUGGCAUGCACCAAAUUUUACACCUCCCUUAUUUAUGGUGUCUCAGUUACUUUUUUUUAUUUCUCCAGCAUAAUGACACAUUCAUUAAAUAUUCAGACUUAUUAAAAAAAACUGUUGCCAUUAACAUAUUUAUAACAACUGUAUCACAAACAUUUCCAAACAAACAGCCCUUCAUAACAAGCAGAUGGUCAAGAAAGGAAGAUAAUAUGGGAGUCUGUUACGAAAAAAUAUAUAUAUAUAUUUAAACAGCUGGAACACAAUAGAUAUAAGAGAAAUGUUUCAGUUUCAUUAGAUUAUUGUAGUACAGAAUCAUAAUAGUCAAUAACUAUUGCAAAUCAAGAUUGUAAAGAAAAUAUCUUACUUUUUUAUAAGUAGUUCAACAGAGCUUGAGGGAAUAAAGUGGUAUAGAGAAAACUGCCUUAUUUUAUUAUUAAUAUGAUACUGUAUAGCCCUGGGUGAAAUACAAAUAAUGGGAGGAACAAAGUUAAUCACUCACCAUAUAGCUUAAGUGUUGGGUGUUUAACAGGCAUGUAAAUAAGACUGAAUGUUGCUGAGCUUUUGAACAAUGUUGUUUAUGUGCCUAGCUGCCAUUCAAAGCUUCAACUAUGAAGUGAGUGGCUACCUUUACUCUCUCCAUUAUUUAUUAUAUUAUUAGUAGUGUUACAAAAGUGUUUCAGUGUUAAAACUCAAGGAGCAACAGAUAGAACACUAUUGUGCUUCAUGACUUUAUAACAGGUAUCAGUAGAUGUUUCCUCUUAAACUUACUGUAGUGUGUGACAUUAAAAGAACUUGGCCAGUAAUUACAACUGUAAUUGUGCUAUAAUAUGAAGAUAUGGCCUGUUGUGUGCUCUAUCCUAAAUUACAGAAAUAACUGCAGAGUUGAGCACAUUUUAUCCAUGUAUAUGACAUGUACCGUGUACAUGCUAAACUAUGAAAAGUAAACUGCUUGUGCUUGAUGAAGUUUCUGAGGUUCACAACUUCAGUGUGGUAUUCUCAAUUUCUUGUUUGAAUAGUCUUACAAAUGUAAGUGCCUUUGAGAAUGAGGUGAGCAAUUAUUCAAUAAUUAAUGAAAAAUAUAUAAAAUGAACUGAUGAAUCAUUGUACAAGCACGUAAUGUGCAUUAUUGUUUGAUGUAUGUAAAAGUGGUCCGAAACCCACAUACAAAUAAUAUGCAACAUGCAUAUAACAUACUGUUUCUUUCAUAAUGCAGAAUAUUAACUAUAAUGGUACUGAUGAUAAAAAUCACACAGGUGGUUUCUGUUGUGCAAAGAAAGCUAUGAAUUUGGGUGGAUUAACAUCAGAUUCAGUAAUGUGCAAACACUUUUAAUGAUGAUGUUAAAUAUAAAAUAUUAUGAAUUUCUAAUUUUUCCCUGCUCAUAUUACAUUAAACUCUCCUAACUGGAACUGUAAAGCCACAAUUUAAUUACAUAAAAUCUGUCUCAGGGAAACUCAUUUAUUAUUUUUAGCACAUACAGUGGUCUGAUUAUUCUAUGAUAUUAAAACAAGCAUUGCUGAUAAAUGGUAAAUUAUGUAUCAUGACUCACCUUGAUCAAUAGUGUAUUAUAAAAAUUUGUGUAUGGAGAUCACCUGUGAAGAAUAAGGUUAAAAUUGGAGAAAUUAUAGUCAUGAAAUAAGGCUAAAAUAUGAACAGAUACCAUCCCAGACAUUAUAUUCUAGUUAUGGUCUUUCAACUUUUGCUUCUGUCCAACAAGGUCCGUGUCUCACAAGUCCUACCAGUAUGGUUUUAUUUUAUAUGAGGAACUCUAGUUUAUCUGAAUCAUAUAAUUAUGAACAAUUUGUCCAUGGUUAAAAAUUAUUUUAUUUGCUUUUUUCCAGAGUUUCACCUUGCAAAACAUUUCUUGAUUAGACUACUACAUAACUCAGAGCAAUUUUUUCACCAAUUAUCAGAAGAGCAAAAAUGCUUUUCCAUUAAUGUAGAGCCAAUAGAUAUAAAUCUGGAAUCUUGUAGGUGUUCUGUUCCUUUGUUAGAGUAAAUCUUCACCUUAGUAUUUCGUAUGAACUGUCUUGUUUCCUUUGUACUUAUGCAUACAGAUUAAACCAUGUUAAGUAUUGAUUACUGGCAAACAACUUUCCUACAGCUGUUUACACAUUGUUUUAGCACAUUGCUAAAUAAUUCUGUUUGCUAGGCUCUCAUCAACAUUUACUGUGCCCAUAAAUAAAUGAAAAUUACAAAUGUUAAAUGAAAUAGCUUUCUAGAGGCAAGUGAUUAUGACUGCUAUUCACAAUUAAAAAAAGUCAUCUAAAUAGGGAUUAUUUAUUGGCUGACUUAAUAUUUCCUCUGAAGGUAUAGACACCUUGGUCCUUGUACAUGGUACACAUCUGAAAUACAGUUUUUGACCUAGAGUCAAACUCUGCAGGUUUUUUACAAUUAACUGCUUCAUUUAAGGUGAUGUUGGGGUCUAAGACAGGAAUUGUAACUCAAGUUCAGAUUUUACCACUUCUCAAAUAUUCUCUCCUCUUUAGUGGUCCAUUAUAAUUACAUAUUUUUAUUAUAAUUCAUAUUUUUUAUGUUACACUGGUCAAAUUAUAAAUCAUUUUCAAAGAAGUAGUAUCCACAUCACAUCUCUCCUCACUGUCUCGUGCUCCAUUUCUUUCUUUCUUCCUUCCUUCCUUCCUUCCUUCUUGAGUAUCACUGCAAGGAAAAACUUUUUUGUUUACAUUCAACAAAGAGUUAAUAAAGGUAGCUACCAUAAAUAUGUAAGUCUUCUGGUAAGCUGUUCUUCAUUCAAUAUUUAUUAGUAUUGCAAACUGAAUCAGCCUGAAUAGUGAGUGUAAAAGGAAAACACUUGCUUUUUCCAUGACAGUUUUUCUACAUAUUAACAUUACAAAUGUUCACAUAUUUUCACUUUACAUUUCCAAUUAUCAUUUACUUCAUGAAAUAUUGCAAAAUGUUCCAUACCAUACACUUAUUUAUACUUCUGUAGUAGCUGUAUAUUUUUUCCUACCUCUUGAACUAUCCCCGAUUUCUAGUUACACUUAUCAAUCUAUUGAAACUUGUAACUAUUCUCUUUGUUUACUAAUCAUUAGAGACAUUGACCAACAUUUAUUUUGAGGAAACUACCAAACUCUUAGAAUAUAGCAUAUUCACUCAUCCAUGUCACUGAGUUCACUUUCCUGUAAAGACCAUUUAUCUAACAAAAAUUCACUAUUUUCUUCAUGACCAACUCAUUUAUAUACAUUAAUUUUGAAGUAAAAUAUGUUCAAUCCACAAAUACAGCAUGUGAGUAUGACACUAAUUAAUUUCACUGUCAUAUCCAAACUGUCAUGAAAAGAAAGCAAAAUGUAUCAACAUUCACCCACAGCCUUUGUGAACAGGUGGCAGUUUGAACCAUGUCAUCAUUACCACUAUCCUAUUGUAAUAAAUUCAUCAUUUAAGAAAAUGGGCUUCUGCUCACCAGAGUGCAAGAACAAACAAUAUUUGUGAAGUUUUUAUAUGGUGAAGAAGUACAAGAACAUUAACAUCAGCUAUAGGUCAGUUAGAUAUAUGACAAUUUACAAAAACGACUUAAGGGUGCUAAACUGUCUUGUUGUAUAAGUGAACUAUAGCAGUUUUCUGACAUUUCCACCAUCACUGAAUUUAACCCCCAUUCUCUCCUAACUCCCCUCUCUUCUCAUCGCCUCUCCUCCCCAAAAACUUAUUGUUCUUCUAGUACUUCCUGUGGUGGACUAUUUCCAUUUCUUAUAGCCAAAAAGAAGGAAUACAGUCUUGAAAACUUUUUUUUUAUCUUUCCAAUCUCAAUUUUCUUCAUUUUUCCAGACAUUUGAGAGUCAUGAAAUACCAAACUAAUGUUUUUCCCAUUAUUCACAUGUAACUCUCUACUAUCAAAUGUUGUGUAAUAUAUUACAACAUUCUUUGAAACAGUACAAGGAGAUAUGCACAAAAAUAAAAUUGAUUGUAAACACAUUAAAAACAUCGAAUGAUUAUUAACUUCAGCAACCAGUAGUUAGUGGUUCCACUAAAGCAUUCCAGCAACCUUCAACAAAUUUUUGGACACUGACAUAUGAGCAAAUAUGACUGUAUUAAUUACAGCUUGUGUCCAUUUAAAAAAGUGAAUACUUACAUUACCUGCAAGCCAAACAAGAAAUAACUGUAAUAUGGUCAUAUUCAAGCAACUUUUGAUGCUUAGAAAUGACAUUGAUGUUAGUAUCUCUAAAAUAUAUUUUGAAAGUUGCCAUUCCAUUCACUUACAAUUAAGAUAUAUAUAUUAAUAGUUUGAUAUUACAGCAGACAUUUCCUUUUCCUUAAAAAAUAAAGUGAAUGAGUGUGGAGGCAUAUGAAUAUGACAUUUAUAUGGUCAAAAUCUUAAAUGGCAAUACAAAACAUGUAUCAUAUACAAGGCAACAGGGUAAAUUAAUUUGAUUUUUGUUUCAUCUCGAGAUGCCUUUUUAUAUUAAACAACAAAAUGUUAACUCUAAAAGUACAUCUACACAGCAGCAAAGACGUCUUUCAACUACUGAAAGAAGUGUGCAGUGUUUAGUCUCUAAGAAAAACAUGUUUCAGUAAUGCCAAUUAUUAAUGGUAGUAAAGAGGACAGUAUUAAAGGCUGGUGAAAUAAGUGUUCUGGAAAGUACACAUGCAACAUCACUGCCAUAUGAAAUUUACAUCCAGUAUCCUGAAAGUUAUAAUAGAAAAAAUAGUAAACAGAAGCAAAUUUGUUGAAUUUCCAUAUUAGCAGUAAUAAUGGAUCAUUGCUUCAUACUGUAACUUGGUGCAUUACAUGGCUGUUACAAUGUAUAAGUUUCAUUUUGUAACUAACACAUCAUAACAGUUAGGCAAACAAUGAAAUUUUUAUGAAGUAUCAUAGACAAAUUUUAUAGAUAUAUAUAUCACCAGUAUAACAUAUCCAUUUAAGCAGAAUGACCACUUACAUUAUACAUCUUUGCUUUAAUACAGUUUUUUAUGCAAAUGGUACUCAACACUCUGAAAAUGUACAGCUACUUUUACUUUUCAUUUCUUUGACAAUAUCAUAUUCGUGAAACUAUUGGAGUGGUUCUGAUUUCAAUAAUGCACCAGUUACUGCAUUAUUGACAGUCAUGUCUUCUCCUACCUUACAUUUUUCUUUCUUGUCUUAGUUUGUAUAGCUAAAAAUCAUUUAGAGAUUGCUUGGAUAGGUAACAAGCAAAUUAAUUUUUAAUUUAUAGUUUAUUCAUCUUGCAUUUAUCUUCAUAUCUCCUGUAAAGUACUUCUGAGAAUGUAUGGAAAACUGCAGCUCCCAUAGUAGGCUCCUGUAAUAUGUGUUAACAGCAGUAUGAUAACUGUUACACAUUUCAAAUUUCACAUUGGUAAAUUCAUGUGUCCAACAUAAAUAUUUCAGUAUUAGAUUAAUACUAAGGUAUUCUAGCUGCAGUAUACUCCCACCUCCAUGAGGCUACAAAUGUAUCAUAAGUUACUUCCUUGACUUCUUCCACUAUUGUAGAAUUGAUAUUUAUAACAAGUGUUUCAGAUAAACAAUUAUUGGCAAAACUAUAUGGCAUGCUACUUAUAAAUGGUGCUAAAUGAACCAAGAUCAUUUGCCUGUAACAUAUGUUGUAUAUUUCCUGUUUUACAUGAGUGUAAAAAUGCUGAACUGAAUGAAUGUGGAUACAGUAUGUAUAAAAUUAUGUAAUACUUAACUUACCUCUAAUGUAAGCAUGACUGUGUGUGUAUAUGUGAGUGUAUGCAUACCAGCAUGCAUGUUGUAUGAUGAUAUGAAACAACAUGUAAGUUAUCAUUUUAUAUCCCAAAUUUUCAAAAAAAAGUCGUCACUCUUUGUUACUAUUUCUUUGAUCCUCACUAACUAAAUAAUAGAUUGUAUUAAAUUUCAUGGUAAUUAAUUUAAUCAGAACAUUGAAAUGUGGCAUUUAUUUUCUUAAAUUAAAUGUUGUUAUUUAAGUUUGUACCGAUUUCUUUGUGCUACUAAAGAAAUCGAUCUGUUUCACAGGAGAAAAGACAAAUUUGACUCUCUGAAGUAUCCUCAUUUAUAAUUUGUGCCACUAAUGAUUUGUCUGAUUCAAACACCAUUAGCAGUUAGCUUGUUGUGGCAAUACACAUGCACAAAUUAAAUUGUGUAGCAAAUACAAUUAAUUUAGUAUAAAUUUCUAUUUUCUGGUACAAAUCUUGUGUGCCCUGCUUCUUUCCCAUCAAAGCUUGUUUUAUAGAGUACUAGUAAUGAACUGUGAGUAUUAUGUUGAAAUAAACAGUACAAAAUUGUA